UAUAAAAAUGGAAAGUCUAGGAAAGAGAAAUUUCGCGAGAAGGAGAUCAGAUUCAAUUCUUCUCAACCAAAUUACUACAAUCGAUGGCAUUGAAACAAUUCUGAGAAAGGUAGCUUCAGAAGUAUUACUCAAGAAUGUACCGAUCAAGAUUACGUUUUUGAAUGAUGGGAACGAAAAUUUUGGAGAUAUGUCGAACGAAUCCGAUUGCUUUUCGAACGUUUCAAGUUCAAACGACGAAUAUCCAAAGGAAUUUGAUGAUUUCGAGAAGAAUAUGGAAAAAUAUGUUAUCGUUUCCAAGUACGGAUUGCCGAGUAAAACUAUAUGUACUUGCCAUGUUGAACGCAGCAUCCCAUCAUCAAGAUCUUGUACUGAUUUAUCACGAAUUGCGUCUCCUGUCAAGAUAUCUAAACCGAAAAGCUGUUUCGAAUUUACGAAGAAUACGGAAGACCUGGAUAACAUAUGCAUGAGACAUGUUAACAAUUUGAGAGCUUUGAGGCAAUAUAAUGAGGCCUGCCAAAUAUAUGAACUGUUUCUCAAAUCGUUCGAAGACUCCGAAGAUUUUGAUAAUGUCGAAUACUCAUUUCAACUGCAGUAUCCUCACCUCUGGGACCAUCUGGUUGAAUACUACAACCUUUACCCUGAUUCUGAAUUAAUUUCAAAAGAAAAUGAGAGCAAAUUGAAGAUAAUACAUUCCUGUAAAUGUAUGCUGGAAGAAGAGGAGAUCUACAGGGUGAAAAACAUCGAUUUGUUCAAGAGCAAGUUGGCCCUAAGCGGAAAAAAGAAAGAUCUCCACGAAGACUUCAUAACCUCAUGUAAUUACUUGAAGAAAGAGUAUCCUUUUCUAUUUACUGUGCUGACAUGGAAGCAUAAAUUAUCGAAAUUCGUUACCAAAAGAAUGGUCAUUGAAAAAAAUCGUCUCAAAGUAAUUCAAAUGGCGAAUCUACCACAUGAACUACUUAUACAGCAUAACGAAAUUUGUGGAACUCAAAAUGAAGACAUACAGGAAGAGGAUUUUUAUGAUGAGGAGUAUAACUACGAUGAUGAAGAUGUGGAAAAUUGAUUGUCUAUUCCUUUCGACUUGUUGAACUACUACCAU
Molecule: messenger RNA, 1096 nt
Organism: Harmonia axyridis
Lineage: Eukaryota; Metazoa; Arthropoda; Insecta; Coleoptera; Coccinellidae
Exons: 3
Coding region: 8-1060 (350 amino acids)
Source: RefSeq, a predicted model, not a curated record